AUGGUAGUUAUAUUUGUUUAUGAUUAUGUCUAUGCUCAUGGUAUUAUGAUAGAAUGGAUGCCAAUCGAUGAUGAUGGUUGGGUAAUCGCUAGUGCAGAGGAAGAUGAAGAAGUGAGCAGUUUCCGAUCAUCGGAAAGUUUUGAAUCCAGGCGAGAAUUCAAUAACCGUUUAAAAUUCUCAGUGGAUAUUAAGGAUUUGCGAUCAUUUCAGUGUGUUGAGCCGAAAAAAGGUAACAGAGAUGGAUAUCCUUGGGUUCGCUUUAUUAGUAAAGAUGGAUCAGCUUUUACUGCAUUGUAUUUUCGGCAGAAAGGGCUUUCUUCAUUUAUUGAUCAUCUCCAGAAAUAUGCCACAUUGAAAAGAUCUGCUCGGGAAGCCAAUCUUGUUUUAUUCACUGAUGAGCGUAUUGCAGCUCUUGAACAAUCAGUUUCGCUUUUGAAUCUCAACAGUGACUUUUUUUCGCGCAUGAUGGCACAACCUUAUGCAACUGCCAUGACAGGUUUGGGCAAAGUGGCAACAUUUGUGCAAGAUCAAGUUAUCCCUUCAUUGUUGGAUUCUGAUGCAGUUAGUGCAGAAGAACAAAUCAGAGCGAUGAGAGAAUUGAGAGAGCAAGAAGAAGAAGCAGCUGGGAAGCUUAGAUUGCACGAUGAUUGCGGAUUUGAAUUGGUUACGCAACUUGAAUUACCGCAACGUCCUGAAUUCAGUCGCGAGCAAGCAGUCGAUGAGGAUGUAUGGAAGAGGCACAAGAAUUCGGAUGGCUCUUUUGGCGAUGUUCAUUCACUGAAGGUCCUUAUUUUUCGUGGUGGUCUGGUACCUUCGUUAAGAAUUGAGGCGUGGAAAUAUUUGCUUGGUGCAUUAGAUUGGAAAAAAUCUAAUGUUGAAAACACUGAGCUAAUGAAACAAAAGGCACAAGAUUAUUAUCGCAUGAAAUUACAAUGGAAAACAAUAAACGCAGAUCAAGAAAGUAGAUUUGCUGACUAUGCCGCUCGCAAGGCUCUUAUUGGUCAUAUUUUUAAAAAAGAUGUUUCGCGCACCGAUCGCACCCAUUCAUUCUUUGGGGGUUUUAAUAACGAUAACGUGACCAUUCUUAACGAUAUUCUGAUGACGUAUUGUAUGUAUAAUUUUGACCUUGGUUAUGUGCAAGGAAUGAGCGAUUUUCUUUCUCCAUUAUUAGUCAUACUUCAAAAUGAAAUUGAUGCUUUUUGGUGUUUUGUUGGUUUAAUGAAUCGAGUACAACGCAAUUUCGAAAUGGACCAAUCAGCAAUAAAAAAGCAGCUGAUGGAUUUGAGAGACUUGCUUAUGGUUGUGAAUCCUAAAUUGGCGAAUUAUCUUGAAGCUCACAAGUCGGACGAUAUGUAUUUUUGUUUUCGUUGGAUGCUUGUAUGUUUCAAGCGUGAAUUCAGCUUUGAAGAUAUAUUGAGAUUAUGGGAGUUAUCAUUAAUCAUUAAAUUUAUGGUCUUGUGGACUGAUUUACCUUGUUCCAAUUUUCAUUUAUUAAUCUGUGUCGCUAUUCUCGAUAAUCAGAUGAAUUAUAUUAUUGAAAAUCAAUUUGGUCUAACCGAAAUCCUAAAACAUAUAAAUGAUCUUUCGAUGAAUAUCGAUUUAAAUGAAACCUUAACGUCUGCAGAAGCUAUAUUUCAUCAGUUGUCGGCUAGUCAGGAUAAACUUCCUCGACACAUUUGCAAAAUUCUUUCACUUGGAGACAGUAACGACGAUGACUCAUUAUAUCCAAAUUCCAUGAAAAAUUUGUGA
Messenger RNA from Dracunculus medinensis (Guinea worm), 1749 nucleotides. The record is from the annotation of a GenBank genome assembly. NCBI's taxonomy places the organism in Eukaryota, Metazoa, Nematoda, Chromadorea, Rhabditida, Dracunculidae.